AGCCAUGGAAACUGUUAGGCAACGUCAACAGAAGCACCAGAGUGAUGCUGCAGCUCACCGCCAAUGGUACAUCAAUAAUUCUCAACUGCACAAAUUCAUCCUUAAAUUCUCUGAAGCUACAGAUUUACCUAUAGAAAGUCCAGGAAUGUACUGUUCCAAUGGAAAGAUGUAUAUCUAUGAUACCCAACAUGAAUUACACCAUCGAACAAAUGCCAUCUCUAAUUCAAAUCUCAACCCUGCUAUUCUUGAAGACAUAAAAGCCAUACUUGAUGAAGUGAACUUCUAUUCUAUUAACUUUCGAUAUAUUUCUAAUUUUCCUGAAGAAGAUAUUAAAAAUCUAUCGAUGCUUAUUCAUACAAACAUUCCUGAACUUGAUCAAAGGACCCAUAAUGUCCCAACAGCUCCUCAAGUAGCGGAAAUCUGGAUCAAUAAUGAUGUGCCUCCCG
Messenger RNA from Acaulospora morrowiae, 446 nucleotides. Lineage: Eukaryota; Fungi; Glomeromycota; Glomeromycetes; Diversisporales; Acaulosporaceae. The record is from the annotation of a GenBank genome assembly.